Molecule: messenger RNA, 981 nt
Organism: Drosophila obscura
Lineage: Eukaryota; Metazoa; Arthropoda; Insecta; Diptera; Drosophilidae
Gene: HP1c
Product: chromobox protein homolog 3
Exons: 1
Coding region: 110-823 (237 amino acids)
Biological process (GO): negative regulation of transcription by RNA polymerase II; chromatin organization
Cellular component (GO): pericentric heterochromatin; nucleus
Molecular function (GO): chromatin binding
Source: RefSeq, a predicted model, not a curated record
CUGGUCGCUGCUACAACAGACCAACCACUAACGCCAAUAGGCGUUGAAAUCACUAAAAAAAAAAAAUAAAGUGGAAAAUUGUAAACAACUCAAAACGGAUCUUCUAAAAAUGGUGAAAAACGAGCCCAAUUUCGUGGUGGAGCGCAUCGUGGACAAGCGAAUCACCAGCGAUGGCAAGGUGGAGUAUUUCAUUAAAUGGCGCGGCUAUCCCUCGACAGACAACACAUGGGAGCCGGAGGAGAACUGCGAUUGUCCGGCGCUCAUUCAACGCUUCGAGGAGUCGCGCGCCAAGUCUAAGAAACGCGGCGAAAAGAAGCCAAAAUGCGAAGAGAUCCUAAAGGCGCGCGGCUACGAGCGCGGCCUCGACCUGGCCGAGAUUAUGGGCGCCACAGAUGUGAGCGGGGAAAUCAAGUAUUUGGUCCGGUGGCAGUACUGCGACGAAUUCGAUUUGGUGUCAGGCAGCCAAGUGUCGGAGAAGGAUCCCCAGAUGCUCAUCGAGUACUACCAAAAGUUGGCGCCCUACGCCAACAACAUUGCCAAGCGCAUGAAGGGCGUGCCAGAGGAGCUGCGAGCGGUGGCUGCCCGUACGGGCUACGCAGUCGCCAGCAGUGCGACGUGCAUUGAGGCUCCACCAGAGCCAGCAGCAGUAGCCGUAGCAGCCGUCCCCAGUGGUCUUGGCAUGGACAGCCAACACAUUGCGACCCAUGUGCCCAUGGAAAUCGCCGACGAUGCGGACCUAGGCCACGUUGGAGUUUCGUACUCCAUUCCAGUGCCUGGCGUUGGCGAUAUUGCCAUUGAUGUACCCAUGGCAGAGGCCCAAUAAGCAGUCAACAAUUCAGACAGUUUCUCAUUUACUUAACAUAAUCCCUUAGCUAAGUCGCAUUCAUGGCUGCUCAUCUAGAUUAAUGCUGCCCAACUGGCCGGUGCGAAAGAAUUGUAUAAAUUUGCGUGCGGCAGCCAAUAAAUUUGUCAUCACCUCCA